UGAGGAUAAUAAGAUUUUUCUAAUCUAAUAAACUAUGAACUGUUCCAAACUUAUAAAAAGAAAUGCUUAUAUUAUUAGACUUUUAUCUAAUAGGACAUUUUGUUCCAAAGUGCCUGUAGUUCCAGUUACAACAUUGGAAAGAAAAAAUAACAGUCAAUUCAAAGUUGAUUCAAACACUAUAGCACUUUUGGAAAGGCUUUCUUUGGUUAAAUGUGAUACAGUAGAAGGUGUAGAAGUAUUAGAAGAUUCUAUAGCAUUUGCCGAUAAAAUUCUUCAUAUAAAUACUGACAAUAUAGAACCACUUUAUUCAGUUCUCGAAAAUGAGAAUUUAAGUCUCCGUUCUGAUGAAAUAACACAAGGAAAUUGUCAAAAGGAUAUUCUUAAGAAUGCAAGUUUAACGGAAGAUGAUUAUUUUGUUGCACCACCAGGAAACAUACCCUUGCAUGAAGUUAAUAAUGAAUAUCAAUCAAUAAAGAAAAAUGAGAACUAA
Papilio machaon (common yellow swallowtail) is the source of this 490-nucleotide messenger RNA. RefSeq names its product glutamyl-tRNA(Gln) amidotransferase subunit C, mitochondrial (gene GatC). The record is from RefSeq and is a predicted model, not a curated record. Bases 35 to 490 code for a protein of 151 amino acids. Gene Ontology annotation, biological process: glutaminyl-tRNAGln biosynthesis via transamidation; mitochondrial translation; regulation of translational fidelity. The transcript has 2 exons. Lineage: Eukaryota; Metazoa; Arthropoda; Insecta; Lepidoptera; Papilionidae. Gene Ontology annotation, cellular component: mitochondrion; glutamyl-tRNA(Gln) amidotransferase complex. Gene Ontology annotation, molecular function: glutaminyl-tRNA synthase (glutamine-hydrolyzing) activity.